Messenger RNA from Adineta steineri, 249 nucleotides. The record is from the annotation of a GenBank genome assembly. Lineage: Eukaryota; Metazoa; Rotifera; Eurotatoria; Adinetida; Adinetidae.
AUGGCUAAACAAUGCUCAAACUGUAAUACUGCUAAUUCUUUAGUACAAAUCAUAAGCCGAGCAUGUGAUGGAAAUUAUAUUAUCUAUCCUAAUGGUCAAGAAUCAAAUGGUUAUUUACCAAAUAUUGCUGGUCUCUGUGAUUCAGACGGUUUAUCGAUUGAAAUAUGCAUCGCAUGCGGUCAACUCAAUGGUCUUGAUCGAAUUGCUUUGAAAGAAAAAUUAAGUAAACAAUCUUAUGAUGAAGAAUAA